UCAGCCGAGUAACAAAAUCACCAUAAAUUGUUUGCUGAAGUUUGACGAAAGGUGUUGCACAAAUUUUCGGACGCGAACUAUUUUCUUCCUCAGCUUUUAACAUUCCUUCUACUCAGGUUGUUUUAGAUAAAUCCGACGAAGAAGAUGGCUGCCAGAGCAAAGACGAAAAAGACCACAAAAAAGCGAGCUCAUCGAGCCACUUCAAAUGUAUUCGCUAUGUUCGAUCAAAACCAAAUUCAAGAAUUUAAAGAGGCCUUUAACAUGAUUGAUCAAAACCACGACGGCUUCGUCGAUAAAGAAGAUUUACACGACAUGCUUGCGUCGUUGGGUAAAGAUCCAACCGACGAAUACUUGGAAGAAAUGAUAAAAAUGUCGCCAGGUCCUAUCAACUUCACCAUGUUCCUAACACUGUUUGGUGAAAAACUGAACGGCACAGAUCCUGAAGAUGUAAUAAGGAAUGCGUUUGCCUGUUUUGAUGAUGAAGGUACCGGCAAAGUGCAUGAAGAUGUUCUGAAAGAAGCUCUAACCACCAUGGGAGAUAGAUUUACCGAGGAUCAAGUUGAUGAUAUUCUACGUGACGCACCUAUCGAUAAAGAUGGAUACCUGGAGUAUAAUCAGUUUACUCAUAUCCUAAAACACGGUAAAAAGGACGAAAACGAUUAACUGAUUACAAUUCCUUAUAGGAGACUUUGCAUUACACUUAGACCAGUCUUUUGGUUAGCAGUUAGUAUAACUCUCAUUUCAUGAUUUGCAAUUUUGUGUAUUAAUUACGGGGUUAAAAAUUAUUUAUGCAUGGCCAUUCAAGGUAUGAUAUCUGCGCUGAAUGUUUAUUUCCCACACUAUUCAAACAAUUAAUCGAAACUUGAAAUGGUUUGGUAAACAAUGGGCUGGUUUUCUUUCAUAUCCAUGCGGUAUAGCCUAGAAAAUUGAGCUGUUAAGCUUGUACAAUAAACAGUGUGUUAUUUUAAACUAAUUAAAAUGUGAUGGAAUUUCUGUC
Molecule: messenger RNA, 997 nt
Organism: Stylophora pistillata
Lineage: Eukaryota; Metazoa; Cnidaria; Anthozoa; Scleractinia; Pocilloporidae
Product: myosin regulatory light polypeptide 9
Molecular function (GO): calcium ion binding
Source: RefSeq, a predicted model, not a curated record